AUGGCAGAAAAAUUCUUGGCAAAAUAUUUCCCUCUCGCGAAAACUGCCAAAAUGAGGAACGAUAUCUCUUCCUUCUAUCAGUUGGAGUCAGAGACAUUAUACGAUACGUGGGAGAGGUUCAAAGAAUUGUUGCGGAAAUGCCCACAUCAUAGGAUUCCGAACUGGCUUCAAGUGCAGACCUUCUACAAUGGAUUAAACCCAGCCACAAGACAAAUGAUAGAUGCUGCAGCUGGGGGCACUUUGAAUAGCAAGACACCAAGGGCUGCACAAGAAUUAUUUGAAGAAAUGGCAAUGAACAGCUAUCAGUGGAGCUUAACUCGAUCCAAACCUGCGAAAUCUACGGGGAUCUAUAGUCUUGAUGCAGUAACAUCCUUGGCAAUGCAAGUGGAAGCCUUAGGGAAGAAGAUUGAUGGUCUAUCUGUUAACCAUCAAGUUGCUCCGGUAAUGAGAUGUGAUAUUUGUGGAGGAGGCCACCCUAAUCAUGAGUGUCGAGCUACUCAGGAAGAACAUGCCAAUGUGAUAGGAAACAGACCACCGUACCAAAAUUACAAUGGCAUGAAUAAUCCGGGUUGGAGGAACUAUGCAAACCAACCAUGGAACAACAACCAACAGCCAAUGCGGAACAACACACUCCCAGGAUUUCAACAAGCUUCACAUCCACCACCACUCCCAGCUGAAAAGAAGUCAAACCUUGAGGAGUUGAUGACCAAAUUCAUUCAAACCUCAGAAUCUCGGUUCCAAUCCACCGAGACAGCAUUAAGAAAUCAACAAGCAUCCAUCCAUAAUCUGGAAAAUCAGUUGGGUCAAAUCUCUAGACUCCUCUCGGAAAGACCCCAAGGGAGCCUACCUAGCAAUACUGAAACAAAUCCUAAGGAGCAGGUGAAGGCAGUAACAUUAAGAAGCGGCAAAAUAUUACAAGAAAAUGGAAAGCAAGAUGCAGAAAAAGCUACAAUUGAAGAGGAAGAUAAAGUUCAAGAGGAAACUGUAGAAAAACCACCUACAUUGAAAGAAUUCAUACCCCCACUUCCCUACCCAGCAAGAUUGAAGAAAGACAGGGACGAUGAACAAUUUGGUAAAUUUCUUUCUUUAUUUCGUCAGCUUCAUAUAAAUUUACCGUUUGUUGAUGCUUUAGCACAGAUGCCCAAAUAG
Molecule: messenger RNA, 1149 nt
Organism: Abrus precatorius (Indian licorice)
Lineage: Eukaryota; Viridiplantae; Streptophyta; Magnoliopsida; Fabales; Fabaceae
Exons: 1
Coding region: 1-1149 (382 amino acids)
Source: RefSeq, a predicted model, not a curated record